UCCCAUCCUAGGCUGUUGACUUGUACUCUGAUGUUUCUCUUUGACCCUCUGCAGAAGGGGUGUGGCCCCUUCCGAGGGUUGGCUCUGGGGCCCAGGCAGGAAGAGUGACAUCUCAGAAUGACUCCCUGGAGAGCCCCCUCCCAGGCUCAGCAGCCCACAGACCCAGAGGACCCCUCCAUCAGCCCUGCCCCUGCCAUGAGCGUCAGUCGCCUGUGCUGUGUGGUGUUUUGUCUUCUACAGGCAGGGUCGCUGAAUGCUGGAAUCACUCAGACCCCCAAAUUCCAGGUCCUGGGGACAGGACAGAACAUGACACUGAAAUGUCACCAGGAUAUGAACCACAACUCCAUGUACUGGUAUCGACAAGACCAUGGACAUGGGCUGAGGCUGAUCCAUUACUCAGUCGGUCCCAGGGCCUCUGCAAGUGGAGAAGUCCCGGAUGGAUACAGUGCCUCUCGGCCAAAUGUAACGAGCUUCCUUCUCAAGCUGCUGUCCACAGCCCCCUCCCAGACAUCUGUGUACUUCUGUGCCAGCAGUGUUCCCACAGCAUUGCCCAGCUGCCUCCUCUCUGCACAAAAAAAGGAAGGGGGAGGUCCCGUGCCCCGGGACUCAGCAGAGCCCUCUGCGCACUCCCAGGAGCCCAGAAGCCCUGGAAGCUGCAGUGAGAACUCCAACUCUAUUUCCUUGCACUGGGCAUGGACUCUUCCUUUUUGUGACGGCCGACUCCCACUCAUGCUCAUGUUCAAGGUCCCUGUGAGUGACCGGCCACUUCUGGGCACACCUAUUUCCCAGAUGAACGGUGGACACAAUUAA
Mustela erminea (ermine) is the source of this 810-nucleotide messenger RNA. RefSeq lists its product as uncharacterized. Gene Ontology annotation, cellular component: plasma membrane. The transcript has 3 exons. Bases 118 to 810 code for a protein of 230 amino acids. The record is from RefSeq and is a predicted model, not a curated record. Lineage: Eukaryota; Metazoa; Chordata; Mammalia; Carnivora; Mustelidae. Gene Ontology annotation, biological process: cell surface receptor signaling pathway.